Messenger RNA from Knipowitschia caucasica, 1026 nucleotides. The record is from the annotation of a GenBank genome assembly. NCBI's taxonomy places the organism in Eukaryota, Metazoa, Chordata, Actinopteri, Gobiiformes, Gobiidae.
AUGAGCCCGGGAACCGGGACGUGUUGGCAGCACGAUGAUGACCUAGUGUGGAUCGAGCCACAACAGCCGCUGACCGACAGGUUCCGUGUGUCCUGGGCUUCUCUGCUGCUGCUCGCGCUGUUGUCUGACCACCUGUGGUUCCGCGCGGACGCCAAGCUGUUGUCCUCGUCUUCCGCGUCUGCCGCGUCUGCCGCGCCGCUGCCGGACCGCGUCAGGCCCGUGUUCGUGAACUCCACGCGCUCUUUCACACUCGCGGACGCGGAGCACCUGUGCGGGAACCUUUCCGUGCGCAGCCGCGGAGGCUCAUGGGACACGGGAGCUCACGUGGACGAGAGCGCCAUGCACGCGCACCUGCACGCACUACACCUGUCAUUCUGCAGUUCGUACUCUCUCAUGGACCUGCUCCGGUCCGGAUCCAGUCCGGACCGACUGCGCUGCAGCCUGCACGCGCUACACGAGCGAAGCACGUGCAGCGCGUGCGUCUCCGCGUUCCAACGCUACGACCUGCACGCGCUCGAGAAGUACGAGGAUUUCGAGCAGCUCGCGCUCAAGUAUGAACCGGGACCGUACUCUGUGCGGACCUGCAUGGACCAGUGCAAGAUGGCAUACAAGUGGUGGCUGUGUGCGCAGUUCUUCCCGGACACCUCUCCGUCCUGUGGUGAGGCCGACCCCUGUGGCCACAGCUGCCUCAGGGUCCAACAGAGCUGCCCUUUCAUCCUGCCGGACAACGAGGACCUGAUCCACGGAGGAAGCCCCAGCUUCAUCUGCACAGGCCUGCUGUCGGACUUGGACGUACACUCUCGCUGCUGUGACGUCCGAUGGUCCCCGGCCGGGCCACCGUCCCUCGGGACAGCUCGUAGGACUGCUCCUCCCCCCUGUGACAUGCAGAGGGAGUGGCUAAGCUCGUCCUCUUCCCGCCUCAGACUGUGCUGCCCCCUGCUGGUGCUGGCCCUUCUACACACUGUCCUGCUCUUCUCCCACAAUGCCACGCUGCGCUGGGAGGAGGGCGGGGCCAACGACGACUGA